AUGGCAACAUUGGCUGAAACACAAAGAUCUCUAUGUUCCAUCACAGUUCUGGGCAAGUCUAUCAUCAUCAUUAACGAUAGAGAUCUGGCAUUCCAGAUACUAGAAAAGAAUUCUGCGAAACAUUCUUCCCGGCCGCGUCUUGUGUUUGCCGAUGAACUGGCUGGAUGGGGCAAGAUACCGUCAAGUCAAGAUAAUACGCCUCUUCUUCGAGCCUAUCGCCGAGCAAUCACGAGAGUCAUCGGAACCAGGGAAUCCGCGUCCAAGUUCGAUGGUCUGCUUGAAUUGGAAGCCCGAAGAUUUACAUGCCGUGUAUUGCGUACGCCAGAGAAAUUCAUCGAGCAUAACAGGACCGCUGCUGGUGCUUUCAUUCUGAAUGUCACAUACGGCUAUAACAUCGAGCCACAUGGCGAAGACCCGUUAGUGCGCCUAGCAGAUCACGCACUAAAGCAAUUUUCAGAGGCCACUGUUCCGGGCGCCUGGUUAGUCGAUUUGGUCCCAGCAUUAAAAUAUAUCCCAGAGUGGAUGCCGGGGGCAAAAUUUCAGCUAGUUGCCCGGGAUCACUUUCAGACUCUCACGAGACUUUUGGAGAAUCCAGUCGCAUUCACAAAAUUUCAGAUGAACCUUGGCGAGGAUCGGCAGUCCAUCGUAGCGAGGUUGCUCAAACAAGGAGAAGAUGAAGAAAUAGUCAAGUGGUCAGCCCUGGCAAUGUAUGGUGGUGGAUCCGAUACGACUGUUGCAAUCCUUGAAGGAUUUUUCCUGGCAAUGAUGCUGUUCCCGGAUGUUCAACGCAAAGCUCAAGCCGAAAUGGACGAUCUGUUCGGCAAGCCGACUUUGCCAACAGCGGCUGACCGCGAAACGCUACCCUAUGUGAAUGCCAUCGCCAAGGAAGCCAUGAGAUGGCACACCGUCGCACCCUUCGCAAUUCCUCACCGAACAGACGAAGAGGAUCUCAUAAACGGUUUCUUGAUUCCCAAAAAUGCAAUUAUCUUGCCCAACGUUUGGUCAUUCAACAAUGACUCCGCUAUUUACCCCAACCCGCGAGAAUUCCGACCUGAGCGGUUCCUUUCAUCUGAGCCUGCCCUUGAACCGGGAGAUGUGAGCUUUGGCUUUGGCCGCAGAGUUUGCCCAGGACGUCUGGUUGCUGAGACUUCUAUUUUCCUGAUGAUUGCGCACACACUGGCUGUAUUUGACAUCAAAAAGCCCAUUGGAGACAAUGGCAAGGAAAUCGAGCCAACCGUCGAAUUUACACCAGGCAUUCUGAGCCAUCCUGUUUCUUUCACGGCUGCAUUUACUCCACGAAGCCAGGAGCAUGAACAGCUCAUUGUUGAUUUUGAGAAAACCCAUCCCUUUGAAAAAGGAGAUUCGGCUAUCUUAGCUACAGCGCUGCAAAGUACCUGA
Molecule: messenger RNA, 1398 nt
Organism: Penicillium riverlandense
Lineage: Eukaryota; Fungi; Ascomycota; Eurotiomycetes; Eurotiales; Aspergillaceae
Product: cytochrome P450
Exons: 7
Coding region: 1-1398 (465 amino acids)
Molecular function (GO): oxidoreductase activity, acting on paired donors, with incorporation or reduction of molecular oxygen; iron ion binding; heme binding
Source: RefSeq, a predicted model, not a curated record